Patella vulgata (common limpet) is the source of this 620-nucleotide messenger RNA. Its product is annotated as serpin B3. Bases 72 to 620 code for a protein of 182 amino acids. The record is from RefSeq and is a predicted model, not a curated record. Gene Ontology annotation, molecular function: serine-type endopeptidase inhibitor activity. Lineage: Eukaryota; Metazoa; Mollusca; Gastropoda; Patellidae. The transcript is spliced from 2 exons.
CCCUCUUUGAUGCAGGUUUGACAAGAAAACAGGCAUUUCACAUCAAUUCAACCACAUCCAUAAACGUGGACAUGAUGUCUAUCCAUGCACAGAAGUUUCAUUAUAAGCGACUAGAUAAUCUUAAAACAACUGUACUGGAGCUUCCCUAUGUUGGAGACAGAUAUAGUAUGUUCAUUCUACUUCCUGAUGCCAUUGAUGGUCUUACUGCUCUGGAAUCCGGACUCGAUGCUCAAUCUCUUGACUCUGCUAUUCAAAACUUGACUCACAGACGUGCCUACAAGCUAACUAUGCCAAGAAUAAACAUUGAAAAAAAACUAAAUCUCAAAGAAUCUGUUAAAGCUUUGGGAAUCCAAAAGCUAUUUGGCGAUAAUGCAGACCUCAGUGGAAUGUUUCACCAACCAGGGAUAUUUGUAAAAAACAUAAUCCAGCAAGCUGUUAUAGAAAUCAGCGAGAACGGAACAAGGGCCUCUGUUGCGACUGAAUUGGCUUUUGGCGGUUUUCUUAUGAGCAUACCGAUACCUCAUUUCAGUAUAAAUCGCCCUUUCAUGUUCGUGUUGAGGGACAAAACUAUUGGUGUUAAUUUGUUCUAUGGAAGAUACACUGACCCAAGAAUUAAAUAG